AUGGAUUCCAGCGCAACCGCCAAACCCGCGCAGCGAGACGCCUAUUUGAAGCGCUCUCUCGGCACUCUCUCCAGGCGCAUUCGUGAGUCUCGCGUACUCUUGGUCGGCGCUGGCGGCAUCGGCUGUGAGCUUCUCAAGAACCUGCUCCUCACCGGUUUCGGCGAGAUACAUAUCAUCGAUUUAGAUACUAUAGAUCUCAGCAAUUUGAAUCGCCAGUUUCUAUUUCGACACGAGCAUAUCAAAAAACCGAAAGCUCUGGUAGCGAAGGAGGUCGCUGGGAAAUUCCGGCCUGACGCAAAGUUGGAAGCAUAUCACGCCAAUGUAAAAGACAUUCAGUUCAACGUCGAUUGGUUCAAAACGUUCGAUAUUGUUUUCAACGCCCUCGACAAUCUUGAUGCCCGCCGUCAUGUCAACCGCAUGUGCCUUGCAGCCGACGUACCUCUGGUGGAAAGUGGAACAACAGGUUUCAACGGCCAAGUUCAAGUUAUAAAGAAGAAUCGUACCGAAUGUUAUGAUUGUAACCCGAAGGAAGUGCCCAAGACUUUCCCAGUGUGCACUAUUCGGAGCACCCCAAGUCAGCCAAUCCACUGCAUCGUAUGGGCAAAGAGCUACCUUCUUCCGGAGCUUUUCGGAACGAGCGAAACCGACAGCGACGAAGAUGGCUUUGACCAUAGCGAGGAUGCUGAAAAUGCCGAGGAAAUUGAGAAUUUGCGCCGCGAAGCACAAGCUCUGAAAACAAUUCGCGAAUCUAUCGGCUCGGAGGACUUCGCUCAAAAGGUAUUCGAUAAAGUCUUCAAAGGAGAUAUUGAACGGUUACAAGGAAUGGAGGACAUGUGGAAGACGAGAAAACCGCCAACAGCCUUAGACUACCAGACCGUACAAAAGGACGCUAGCUCGGUCGAUGUCACUGUGUCGCAGAAUGACCAAAAAGUGUGGACAACAGAAGAAGACUUGGUAGUUUUCAAGGACAGCUUGGAUCGUUUGAGCAAGCGUAUGAAGAUGCUUCAGUUGGAAAAAAAUGGAGACAUUGAACCUGUGAUCACAUUCGACAAGGACGAUGUUGACACCCUGGACUUUGUGGCUGCAAGCGCAAAUUUACGAUCCGUAGUAUUUGGCAUUGAGACCAAGUCAAAGUUUGACAUUAAGCAAAUGGCUGGAAAUAUCAUCCCCGCUAUUGCCACCACAAAUGCUAUGACAGCCGGCCUAUGUGUGCUUCAAGCCUUUAAGGUUCUCAAGGACGAUUACAAUCAAGCCAAGAUGGUGUUUCUCGAACGCUCCGGUGUUCGUGCAAUCAACACUGACAGUCUGCGACCACCGAAUCCGUACUGCGCUAUGUGCUCUGUAGCUCAAGGCCGGGUUUUUGUCGAUAUUGAACAUGCAACACUGAAUGACUUAGUCGAAGACAUCGUUCAGGGCAAGCUUGACUACGGCGAAGAAUUCUCUAUUAAUACAGAUGCAGGCAUGAUCUAUGAUCCAGAUCUCGAGGACAACCUGCCGAAGAAGCUGAAAGAUCUUGGUGUCGCCUCUGAGAGUCUACUUACCGUCAUUGACGAAAAAGAUGACGAACCUUUUGUCAACGUGGAGCUGAUGGUGGUAGAAAAAGCUAGACCUACCCCCGAGGAUAAAGCUGUUUCCCUUGCAGAAGAUAUUAAUAUUCCCAAGAAACCUCGACAACAAGCUCCACCCGAAGAGCAUCUUUCCAACGGGACCGCAGUCAACGGCGGAACUGCCAAACGGAAACGCGACGCUGAAGAGGCUGAUCUUGACGGAGAACCUGAUGCAAAACGUCUUGCCAAACAAAAUGGCGAAAGCAACCAGCCAAUUGUUCUUGAUGACCCUGAAAGCGGAGCCAUUGUCAUUGAUGACGAUUAG
Messenger RNA from Talaromyces proteolyticus, 1872 nucleotides. RefSeq names its product putative ubiquitin-like activating enzyme. Gene Ontology annotation, molecular function: SUMO activating enzyme activity. NCBI's taxonomy places the organism in Eukaryota, Fungi, Ascomycota, Eurotiomycetes, Eurotiales, Trichocomaceae. Gene Ontology annotation, biological process: protein sumoylation. The coding region runs from base 1 to 1872 and encodes 623 amino acids. The record is from RefSeq and is a predicted model, not a curated record. Gene Ontology annotation, cellular component: SUMO activating enzyme complex; cytoplasm. The transcript has 9 exons.